AUGGGCCGUGUCGACGUCGACGUCGGCGAGGCUGCGACGAUACCCUCGGGGGCAGCCCACCUUCAGCGCAAGCUCGGUGGCAAGGAAGUCCAGCUCUUUGCACUUGGAGGUGCCAUCGGAACCAGUGUCUUCCUGACCAUGGGAACCUACCUCCCUCACGGCGGCCCGGCCGGUCUCUUCCUUGCCUAUUCUCUCUGGUGCAUAAACGUCUGGGGUGUCAACGAAUCCUUUGCCGAGAUGACUUGCUACGCUCCUAUCCCAAGUCCUUUCAUCACAUUCACCGCCAAAUGGGUCGACGAGGCUCUCGCAUUUUCGCAAUCCUGGGCUUUCUUCCUCUGUCAAGCGUUACUCGUCCCCGCCGAGAUCACCGCUCUCCACGUUCUCCUCACGUUUUGGACAGACAAGAUCCCCGUUGAGGCUGUCGUGAUCGUCACCCUCGUUCUUUACGCGGGUUUGAACCUCAUUGACACCAGAUGGUUUGGCAUAGCUGAGUUCUACAUGAGCUUGGGCAAGCUUUUCUUGAUCUUCAUGUGCUUUGCUUUCACCUUCUUCACGAUGGUUGGAUGCAAUCCAAUCGGCGAUGCAUAUGGAUUCAGAUACUGGAAUAAUCCCGGUGCUUUCGCCGAAUACCUGACCACUGGAAGUCUCGGAUCCUUCUGGGGAGUAAUCAGCUGCAUGACGUUUGCAAGUUUCGCUGUCUGCGGACCCGAGUAUGUCGCCUCCGUCGCAGGAGAGACCCGAUCGCCACGUCGAGUCCUGCCGAGCUGUUUCAGCAGUUUCAAAUGGCGUCUUGGUUUCUUCUUUGCUGGCUCCGCGCUCGCCAUCGGUAUCGUCAUCCCUUACAACGACGAGUCGCUCGCCGCUUUCAUUGCCGGCACCGUCCCUGGCCACGGCACUAGCGCAGCCGUGCCGUAUACGAUUGCCAUGCGACGAAUGAACAUUAACGGGCUGCCUCACCUCGUAAACGCCAUCAUGAUGACGUCCGUGUUCAGCUGUGGUAACGGCGUCCUCUUCGCCGCAUCACGCGCUCUGUUCGUCAUGGGCCAGUCCGGCCGUGCCCCCGCCUUCCUCGGCAAGACCACGAAGCGUGGUAUUCCCGUUUACGCCGUUGGCACGUGCCUGCUCAUCGGAUUGUUGGCCAUGAUGGGCGCCAGCGACAGCGCCGUCACCGUCCUGGACUACUUCAUCGACCUGUGCACCAUCUGUGGUCAGUUCAACUACUUCUGCACCUGUGUCACCUUCAUCCACUUCUACUACAACCUGAAGCAACAGGGCAUCUCCCGCGACAGUCUCCCUUAUAAGGGCAAAUUCCAGCCCUAUGUUGCGUACAUUGGCGCUACGUGCGCGGUGGCCUUGAUGUUGCUGCUCGGUUUCGACGUCAUCAGCCCCUUCUACAUCAAGUGGUUCUUCCUGGACUACACCCUGCUGGCCGUCUUCCCUAUUGCCGCCGUGAUCUGGAAGUUCGUCAAGAAGACCAAGUAUGUGCGCAUCGGCACAGCGGAUCUCGGCCUCAACGGCAUGGUCCAGGAGGUCAAUGACUACGAGGACUUGGUGGUACCCGAGCCUCAAGGCUUCGUUGAGAGGGCGUUCAGUGGAAUGUGGUCCUGGAAGGGCCUUGCUAACACCAUUUUACGAAAGAAGCAUACAAACUAA
Exophiala viscosa is the source of this 1653-nucleotide messenger RNA. RefSeq names its product general amino acid permease. NCBI's taxonomy places the organism in Eukaryota, Fungi, Ascomycota, Eurotiomycetes, Chaetothyriales, Herpotrichiellaceae. The transcript has 4 exons. Gene Ontology annotation, cellular component: membrane. Bases 1 to 1653 code for a protein of 550 amino acids. Gene Ontology annotation, molecular function: amino acid transmembrane transporter activity. The record is from RefSeq and is a predicted model, not a curated record. Gene Ontology annotation, biological process: amino acid transmembrane transport.